Exophiala bonariae is the source of this 927-nucleotide messenger RNA. RefSeq lists its product as uncharacterized. The transcript is spliced from 2 exons. The record is from RefSeq and is a predicted model, not a curated record. Bases 1 to 927 code for a protein of 308 amino acids. Gene Ontology annotation, cellular component: TRAPP complex; cis-Golgi network; trans-Golgi network. Lineage: Eukaryota; Fungi; Ascomycota; Eurotiomycetes; Chaetothyriales; Herpotrichiellaceae. Gene Ontology annotation, biological process: endoplasmic reticulum to Golgi vesicle-mediated transport; regulation of GTPase activity.
AUGGCAAACGCCAACCCAGACACACUGUCGGACCCCAAUGCGACGCUCUUCAACAUGUCCUGCUUCGACCUGCUACUGAUCGAGCUAGUGCCACUCGCCGAGCGAAUGGCUCGCUCGUACGAAGCAUCGCUCGACCGUCCCUCCGCUACAUCUCCACCCACAAGCAACAGCGGCAGCAGCGCAACCGCCGCCGCGGGUAGCAGAAGAGCCACGGCGAGCAAUGCAAGUGCAGCAGGAGGAAGCGUCAAGAAUAUAGUAGGAGGAGGAGGAGGAGGAGGAGGAGGAGGGAGCACCCCGUCCGACGCCGCCACACCGACAAGCAACACCACGGCGGGGGCCGGCAAUUCCAACUCGCCCGGCAGCGGGAGCAACAGCAACACCACGGCCAUCAAUCCCGCAGGAGGCAACCUCAAUCCCGCCGCCUCCGCCGCCAAUGGGCCUGCGUCAGUAACAGCGACGACGCAAAACGCAGCGUUGGUCCCCUCGCUCGCCGCGGACGGACUGCCCGAGACCGAGAUAUUCCGCGACAGCGUGUACGUGCGGCUGGAACGGCUGGGGUUCCGCGUAGGCCAGGGAUUGUGUGAGCGGUUCUCGCGCGACCGGCCGCGCUUUACGGACCAGCUCGACGUAAUCAAAUUCAUCUGCAAGGACCUGUGGACCGUCGUGUUCAAGAAGCAGAUCGAUAAUCUGAAGACGAAUCAUCGGGGCGUGUUUGUUCUUACCGACAGUAAAUUUCGGCCAUUCUCGAGGAUGAGCAUGACCAGUAAUGCUGAGGCUAUUGCUCGGGCGCAAGCUCAUCUUUACUUUCCUUGUGGUAUCAUCAGAGGAGUACUGUCAAGUCUGGGCAUCAAGGCUACAGUUCAAGCAGAAACGAACGAACUACCCUCGGCGACUUUCCAAAUCAAAACUUCUCAAGCAAAGACAUAG